This is a messenger RNA of Harpia harpyja (harpy eagle), 3315 nucleotides long. RefSeq names its product dimethylarginine dimethylaminohydrolase 1 (gene DDAH1). Gene Ontology annotation, molecular function: amino acid binding; dimethylargininase activity. The coding region runs from base 122 to 982 and encodes 286 amino acids. Gene Ontology annotation, biological process: arginine metabolic process; positive regulation of nitric oxide biosynthetic process. The transcript is spliced from 6 exons. NCBI's taxonomy places the organism in Eukaryota, Metazoa, Chordata, Aves, Accipitriformes, Accipitridae. The record is from RefSeq and is a predicted model, not a curated record.
CAAUGGGGCGCGGCCGGGCCGCGGGCGGCGCUUUAUCAGCUGCCAGGGCCGGCGGCGGCGGCGGUCGCGGCCGCCCGUCCCUCCCUCUCUCCUCCGCGCCCCGCCGUCCCCGCCGCGCAGCAUGGCCGGGCUGGGCGGCGGCCCCGCCGCCUUCGGGCGCUGCACGCACGCCGUGGUGCGGGCGCUGCCCGAGUCGCUGUGCCGGCAGGCGCUGCGCCGCGCCCCGGGCCCCGAGGUUGACUUCGCCCGCGCGGAGCGGGAGCAUCAGCUGUACGUGGGCGUGCUGCGGGGCAAGCUGGGGCUGCAGGUGCUGGAGCUGCCGGCCGACGAGAGCCUCCCAGACUGCGCCUUCGUGGAGGACGCGGCCGUGGUCUGCGAGGAGACGGCGCUCGUCACCCGCCCGGGCGCGCCCAGCCGCAGGAAGGAGGUUGAAGCCAUGAAGAGAGUACUAGAAAGUCUCAACCUCAAUAUAGUAGAAAUGAUAGAUGAAAACGCAACCUUAGAUGGUGGAGACGUCUUAUUUACAGGCAGAGAAUUUUUUGUGGGUCUUUCCAGGCGGACAAAUCAACGUGGUGCAGAAAUUCUGGCUGACACAUUUAAGGAUUAUGCUGUCUCCACAGUCCCUGUUCAUGAUGCUUUGCAUCUGAAGAGCUUUUGCAGCAUGGCUGGACCAAACUUGAUUGCUAUUGGAUCAAGUGAAGCUGCACAGAAAGCCCUCAAGACCAUGCAACAGAUGAGCGACCACCGCUAUGACAAGCUGACGGUGCCCGACGACGCUGCAGCAAACUGCAUUUACUUAAACAUUCCCAGCAAAGGCCAUGUCCUGCUGCACCGAGCCCCUGAGGAGUACCCGGAGAGCGCAAAGGUAUUUGAAAAACUGAAGGACCACAUGCUGAUCCCAAUAGCCAACACAGAACUGGAUAAAGUAGAUGGGUCACUCACCUGUUGCUCUGUGCUUAUUAACAAAACUUCAGAAUUAUGAGUUUACAGAGUCCCUCCCUUGUAACUGGCAAUAAUGUUACACACAAGGUAGACGAAUCUGUAUCCACACUUUUAUUGUUUUUAUUGACAAUCUACUGUACCACUGUGCUACUAACCCUUGUUUACAAAUUUUUUGCUUUGUGUAUUUUUAUGUCCUUGCAGAUAGUAUUUAAGGUGGAUAUACGGUUCGUUGGGGGGCACAUAACUUGAAGUAUGCUAGUCCCAUGGGCUAGCGGAAGACAAUUAUAAUGGCUAACCCCUAGUAUUAGUGGUUUAACAUAUCUAUGUGAAAACUGUGUGAAAACCAACUAAUUCUCAACAUUUCAAGCACCUCUGUUGUCUUGACACUGUUCCCUUCUCCUAUCUUUUUUCUCUUGCUUCCUUGCUCUGCAUCUUUUUCUCCUUCCUCGGUCCUUUUUCAGUGAUGCAAGGUGUCAGGGGGGACUGAAGAAAACUCAGUGGGCUCAUGAACUUGGUAUCUUGUGUGGUAGGGAAGUUUUCCGUACACUAGCUGGAACAGUGGGCAAUGGACUGUGCUCACUGUCUCUGCCAUAUCACAUUGCUGCUGCUGGGCAGAGUUGUGGCUGGAAUCGAUUUCAGAUGCCAGGUAGCAACUUUGGAAAAAGCUUACUCCGACAGGAGCAUUCAAGGGCAAUGUCUGCCUGGGAAACUUGAAUGAUAGAAAAAGAGGGAACAAUGCAGCCACACAAGAUACAUCCUGCAAGUUCAGGUCCCAGUUUGCUGCUAAUGCUGUGACUUUCAAUUUGGUGAGAAUGGAAGAGGAGUUUUUAAAAAGGCCAGAUCCCAGGGAGCACCCGGACCACAAAAAUGAAAGACUGAGAUGCUUUUGGAAAAGUUAAACCUACGAAUGUAAUCUAAAAUAUAGGGGGGGGGUUAAUUCUCUUGAUUUACUUUUUAAAUUUAUUUCUGUCUCUCCUUUCUGUUUUCUCCUCUUUUGGAGGCCACUUACUAGCAAAAUUCAAAAGGAAAAGGUGAUAGAAGGAGUUGAAGGACAGCUAUUCCUGGAUUAUGCUCAUGAAUAAGGGAAGCUAUUUUUUCCUGAAAGAUUGGCCUUUGUACUUUAUCUGCCUUUGGGGCAGUUUUCCUUGGAACAAUAACAAUCUUAUUUUUUUUUAAUUGCAUGAAUAUUUACUGUGGUAUUCAGUUAAAACAAAUACAAUUUUUGUAGCAAAUUCCACAACAUGUUUACCCACUGAGUCAUACUUUUUUUUACCACAGUAAAGUGAAGCAUACCCCAUUGUAUUCACAUGCUUCUUGUUAAAUCACUUGUAAACUAAGGAUAGAGAAAUUCCCAAACAGGGGCAGUAGUGGGAACUCUCCAGAGACUGACAAAUAGUCUGAACAUGUUAUCAACUUCCUAGACAUCUCCUCCGCCUUUCCUGAACCACUUGUGGCGUGUUGCUAAGGUACAGUAGGAAGCGAGCAGGGGGGGCACAGGCAAUGUGGCUUGCAGGAAGGCAAACAGUAUUAAUCAAGCACACACUUGGAUAUUCUUUGGAAACCUGUGUGCUUUUUUGUGCAGUCAUAACGGAGGAAACACAAGUACUCGUAUCCAUAGGUACUCCUCAACGUAUCUCUCACUUCAUCUCAGUGGCUAAGGAGGAGGAAACCUCCUGGAAGCUACCAGAAUACAUCUGAUGCAUUGUAGGCACUCUGUAUGUUGUGAUGACACGAGGUAUCAUGAGGGAGAGAACAAUGACGAGCAAAUGUAACGUAUGUAAAAAGAGAGCAUGUCCCAAAGGAAGUCUUUAGCCAGCCAAACAGCAAGUGCUGUUUUUAUGGCUGUGUGCUGUCCCAAAGGGUUCUCCUAAUGUUUCCCCUUUGUCUCCUCCAUUCCCAUGCGCCAUCAUUUAAGCCUGACCCAGAUGAUCAGGCUCCAAGGAUGUAAACAUUGCAGUGGGGAAUCUAUUUUUCUACCUUCCCUUGGUGCUUUUAAAAUAUCUGAUAAAGCAUCUUGCAUUUUAAAAUGAUUUGACAUUAAGCAAAGAUUUUGUGCCAAAAAGUGACACUGCAGUAUUUAACUGUGACCUUCUAGAGGCAAGCUGUACUCUGCUAAAAACCUAUGCAGCUGUGGGAGCUGUUGUACAAAGCUGGAAUAGAAUCCCCCCAACCUGUCCAUGCACCUCCUGGGGCCUGGCCCUGAUCCAUGUCCUUCAGUCCCUCUUCCCUCCUCUCGUUAGGGAGCCAGAGCAUCCAACUACACUGGAACAGUGUUAGGCUAUGGCAUUUCUACUCAAUUUAUCUCUCAAACUUUGUUGGUUGUUUUUUUUUUUUUCUUCCAUCCCCUCCCACCUUUCACCUGUCUCGCUCUUU